UUCCCGGUGACUGCUGGCGCGGGAGCGCGCCUUUAAUCUGGAGGCGGGGACGCGCCGCGGCCGGUGUCGGGGACGCGCUUUGCGGAUUCCGGCCUGAAAACCGAGGGAUCCCGAUCCUAGCGGAUCCCGGGCGGGCGCUGCAGGAUCGAGUGGGAAUGGGGGCUUUAAACAGCCGCCAGGAAGCGGGACUCGAGGAUCUGGAGAUCCCCCCGGGAUCGGUUUAUAGAUACCCCCCAAAAACCGGAAAUUACUUUGCCAGUCACUUCAUCAUGGGAGGAGAGAGGUUCGACUCGACUCAUCCUGAAGGCUACCUGUUUGGAGAGAACAGUGACCUCAAUUUUCUGGGACUCCGCCCAGUGCCCUUUCCCUAUGCAGCUCCGCCGCCUCACGAUCCUGUGAAGACAUUGCGGAGCCUGAUAAACAUCCGGAAAGACACACUGCGACUGGUCAAGUGCAGUGAGGAGGCGAAGAGUCCAGGACAGGAACUCCCAAAACCCAAGGUCUACUACAAUGUGGAGUUUACUUUCGAUGCUGACGCUCGGGUGGCAAUCACACUCUAUUACCAAGCAACAGAGCAGUUUCAGAAUGGCUGUGCCAGUUAUACAGUGAAAGAUAACUCUCUCCAAUCGGAAACGGUGCACUACAAACGUGGAGUGUGCCAGCAGUUCUGUUUACCGUCUCACACCAUCGACCCAACUGACUGGAUGGAGGACGAGCUGGUCCUGGACGGUGAGCAUACGGUCUACCCCAUGGUCAUUCACGCUGUGGUGGAUGAAGGAGAUGAACAUCUGGGACAUUCCCAUGUGCUGCUGACAACAUUUGAUAAGGGCGUGGAUGGGAACUGCUCAGUGAAACCCCUCAAACAAAAACAGGUGGUUGAUGGGGUCAUUUACCUGCUGCAGGAAAUUUAUGGAAUUGAAAAUAAAUAUAAUGCCGUGCAGUCGAAGGUACCUGCUGAUGAGCUGAGUGAUAACAGUGCGGAGUGUGUCGUUUGUCUGUCUGAUGUGCGGGACACCCUCAUCCUGCCCUGUCGCCACCUGUGCCUCUGUAACGCCUGCGCUGACACCCUGCGAUACCAGGCCAGCAACUGCCCGAUCUGCCGCCUCCCAUUCCGUGCUCUCCUGCAGAUCCGGGCAAUGAGGAAGAAACAGGAUCCACUGACACCGAGUGGUUAUAACCCUAUCAUCACAUCGCAGAUAGCUGAGACUGAGGAUCAUUCGGUUUCGGAUCCCGUCCCCGUGGGCUAUGAGGCUGUAUCACUGCUCGAGGCUUUGAAUGGACCCCUCACUCCUUCACCUUCAGCUCCUUCCAUUCACCAGGUCAGAGACAGCCUCACACCCAGUCCCUUACCUACUGUUGGACCUCAUGGACAAACUCUUCCUGUACACACCUUGGCUCCACUUGACAGAGUUUGUGACAACAGCAACCCAGGCUUCAAGCUGAAGAAAAGUUCUUCCAAGUCAGUAUCACAGAGGUCCUCCAUUCUCCAUGAGGAAGAUGAGGUGAAAUCGUUCAGUGAUGGGGAGAUAGUGUCCCCCACAAACCACGCCAAUCAGGAGGUUGAGGAUUUGAGUGCCACUCCUGAAAGUGAGAAUGUGACCCUGUCAUCAUCUGGAGCUGUCGACCAGUCUUCAAGUACCGGCACACCGCUGUCCUCCACCAUCACUUCACCCGAAGAUGCCAGCAGCAGUCUGGUACAGUCAGUGAUGUCAAUGGCAUCCUCUCAGCUCAGCACAGACACCAUCUCCUCAAUGUCUGGCUCCUACCAGGCCACAGGCCCCGAUGACCUCUUGGACUGUGUUUCUGAUGAGCGUCUGCCACUGCCAGCCACACAGGAGGAAAACGAGGAGCUCAAGACCCCAACAGGUGAAGCCGCAGACCCUCAGCAUGACAUUCCUCACCAUCAAGAUCAGGAUGUUGAGGGUAAUGCAGUCACUGAGGAGGUGUCUGCAUCAACAGACGGAGAGCUGGAAACUGAUGGAUGGUGGUUAGCAGCUGUAACAGCUCUAGUCUGUGACAAUAACAAUGAGGAGCGUAGUCCAGUGCGUUUGGAUAAUGACCCCCGCCUGGAGGAUGCAGUUCCUGCUACAGAUCUGACCAAUGACCCCCUCCACCACCCGCUCUCCCUCCCAGGUAAUACUGAACUGAAGGAAAGUGCAGACCCGAGUCACAUCUAUGGACCUCUUAUAGUAUGAAAGAAGGAUCAACAAUGAACGAGACUCCAACCCAUGUGUGACGCCUCCCAGAGUUGAGCUGUUUGGAGGCCAAAGCACUUUGUAGCUGUUUCAGAGCAAUACCUCGAAUGUAGCGUAGUUAUAACAGAGAGAUAUUAUCCCCUACCUCUCCUUCAGCUCUCCAGUCUCCCGUGCCCAGACUGUCCCUCUCUUUCUCCCCCCGUCACUGCCUCACUCCCUGUUCCUCCCCAUCACUGCCUCACUCCCUCUCCCUCCCCAUCUCUGCCUCACUCCCUCUCCCUCCCCAUCACUGCCUCACUCCCUCUCCCUCCCCGUCACUGCCUCACUCCCUCUCCCUCCCCUUCACUGCCUCACUCCCUCUCCCUCCCCGUCACUGCCUCACUCCCUCUCCCUCCCCAUCACUGCCUCACUCCCUCUCCCUCCCCGUCACUGCCUCACUCCCUCUCCCUCCCCUUCACUGCCUCACUCCCUCUCCCUCCCCGUCACUGCCUCACUCCCUCUCCCUCCCCGUCACUGCCUCACUCCCUCUCCCUCCCCAUCACUGCCUCACUCACUCUACCCAUCACUGCCCCACUCCCUCUCCCUCCCCAUCACUGCCUCACUCCCUCUCCCUCCCCAUCACUGCCUCACUCCCUCUCCCUCCCCAUCACUGCCUCACUCCCUCUCCCUCCCCAUCACUGCCCCACUCCCUCUCCCUCCUCAUCACUGCCUCACUCCCUCUCCCUCCCCAUCACUGCCUCACUCCAUCUCCCUCCCCGUCACUGCCUCACUCCCUCUCCCUCCCCGUCACUGCCUCACUCCCUCUCCCUCCCCGUCACUGCCUCACUCCCUCUCCCUCCCCGUCACUGCCUCACUCCCUCUCCCUCCCCGUCACUGCCUCACUCCCUCUCCCUCCCCGUCACUGCCCCACUCCCUCUCCCUCCCCAUCACUGCCUCACUCACUCUACCCAUCACUGCCCCACUCCCUCUCCCUCCCCGUCACUGCCUCACUCCCUCUCCCUCCCCAUCACUGCCUCACUCCCUCUCCCUCCUCAUCACUGCCUCACUCCCUCUCCCUCCCCGUCACUGCCUCACUCCCUCUCCCUCCCCGUCACUGCCCCACUCCCUCUCCCUCCCCGUCACUGCCUCACUCCCUCUCCCUCCCCGUCACUGCCUCACUCACUCUACCCAUCACUGCCCCACUCCCUCUCCCUCCCCGUCACUGCCUCACUCCCUCUCCCUCCCCAUCACUGCCUCACUCCCUCUCCCUCCUCAUCACUGCCUCACUCCCUCUCCCUCCCCGUCACUGCCUCACUCCCUCUCCCUCCCCAUCACUGCCCCACUCCCUCUCCCUCCCCGUCACUGCCCCACUCCCUCUCCCUCCCCAUCACUGCCUCACUCCCUCUCCCUCCCCGUCACUGCCUCACUCCCUCUCCCUCCCCGUCACUGCCUCACUCCCUCUCCCUCCCCAUCACUGCCUCACUCCCUCUCCCUCCCCGUCACUGCCUCACUCCCUCUCCCUCCCCGUCACUGCCCCACUCCCUCUCCCUCCCCGUCACUGCCUCACUCCUUCUCCCUCCCCAUCACUGCCUCACUCCCUCUCCCUCCCCGUCACUGCCCCACUCCCUCUCCCUCCCCAUCUCUCUCAGUUCUCGCUGCGUGUCUCUCCAGGCCUCUGUUACUUUCUGUGUCUGUUUGGUGAAGCUGAAGCCCUGUACAACAUAUGUAACAGAGUUUGAAACUGUGCAUGACCCUUCCCUUUGAGGAAAAUACCUUAGAGUCCAUGUGAAUUAUUCCAGUAUCCUGAAGGCCUGGAGCACCGUUAUCCCCAAAACAGAGCGAUCACAAUUAAAAUUCCAGAAGCAAUUAA
Messenger RNA from Stegostoma tigrinum, 4044 nucleotides. RefSeq names its product ring finger protein 157 (gene rnf157). The record is from RefSeq and is a predicted model, not a curated record. Gene Ontology annotation, cellular component: cytoplasm. Lineage: Eukaryota; Metazoa; Chordata; Chondrichthyes; Orectolobiformes; Stegostomatidae. Gene Ontology annotation, biological process: protein ubiquitination. Bases 156 to 2195 code for a protein of 679 amino acids. The transcript has 19 exons. Gene Ontology annotation, molecular function: ubiquitin protein ligase activity.